CAUUUAUAAUCCAGUCCCAAAGGAGAAAAAGCGGUUGUUUGUUUGUGCUGCCUUUUGUCCUAAAAUGUUAAGAGGAAUCUGCUUUGGAAUAUGCAUACUUGUUUAUGGCCUGGCGGAGGAGCCAGUGUGUACAUCGCACUUUGAUUAUGAAUACAGGACGGUUCAAAAGUUGUUUCAGUUAGAGCAGAAGAUAGAGCAGUUGUUACUCAAAGUAGGCCAGUCUGUGUAUGUAAGAUGGGGAAGAAACACGUGUCCUGAUGAUGCUUCACUGGUAUAUUAUGGCUAUUCGGCAGGUAAAAAGUAUGCCGAUAAAGGAAGUGGGAGUGAUACUGUAUGUUUGCCGUCAGUACCCACGUGGUCAAAAUACAACGAUGGAGACGACGGAAACAGAGGACACAUUUACGGCACAGAAACGGAUGUCGUUGAUGUCUUCGAUGAUAACAUAAACGAGCAGGAUUCCCCCUGUGCGGUAUGCAGAGUCCAAAGGCCUGUCACUCUUAUGAUUCCUGGAAGGUCAAAUUGCUACGAUGGAUGGAAACUGGAAUACGGCGGGUAUCUUAUGUCAGCCUACUAUAAUCAUCCUGGACCGCAUAAUUACGUGUGUGUCGACAGUCGUCCUGAGUUCGUGCCGAAUGGGGGCAGGAAUGAUAAUCAACACAUAUUUUAUCUUGUAGAAGUUAAAUGUGGCUCCCUUCCUUGUCCACCCUACGUACAAGGUAGGGAACUAGCUUGUGUUGUGUGUUCUAAGUUACAAUAAUCAACAAGUCCCUUUAUCUCAUAGUCGUUGGUUCUCAUACUUGCCACCAUGUUUAUGAUCAGUAACUACUCUCAAGAAUUUGAAACGCCUCAUCCAUACGGCAAUUAUUUCACUCUUGCCACAUGUGCUCAAAUAAUGUGAUAUUUACUUACCACUGUUCAUUAAUUCUGAUAGAAUAUAAUGGGUUAUUUUGUAAUACUUGAAGCGUAGACGCCUUUGCACGUGUCACUGGUGAUGUAAUUCAUGUCGUACUAAAUCCACAAUGUGCACAUUCAAGGACUAAAUGUUAUUACAUGUUGAAGUCGAACAAUAUGUUCUUCAAAUUUCCAGGCUUUAAUUAACUUAAAGUUCUAGUUAUUAAAACCAGUACUGACUUUUGUCUUAAAAAUAUGCGUUUCUGAAAACCUAUUAUUGAAACACUGUUAAUGGACAAUACAAAUACGAUCUCGAUAUUUCUGUAUGGAAGAGUCAACGAAAUUAUACUGGACAGACUGUU
Mercenaria mercenaria is the source of this 1253-nucleotide messenger RNA. Its product is annotated as short-chain collagen C4-like. The record is from RefSeq and is a predicted model, not a curated record. Lineage: Eukaryota; Metazoa; Mollusca; Bivalvia; Venerida; Veneridae. Bases 65 to 757 code for a protein of 230 amino acids. The transcript is spliced from 3 exons.